AUGUCGAAGGGCGAAAGGAGCGAUACCACUGUCGGCUCUGCAGGAAAUGGUACCCUUCAUGGACUGCCAUCUACUCGCAUUGUCAAAAUACCUCCCGUCACACAUGGUGCCCAACUUGCGAGCUGGUACCAGGAACAUCGAGAGGACUUGGAGUACCAACGCAUCUGUUUCGACUGCGAAGACGUGGACUUCUCCGAUGAGGAUGCUCUGAACCAGCAUCGAACCGAAUCACACCUUUGGUGCCCGGAGUGUGAUCUCGUGCUGGCCUCGAAAGAGAUUUUCGAUCAGCAUACCAUAUUCCAGCACUUUGGCUGCGAGAUCUGCAUUCGAGUGCUUGAUGGUGAAGAUGUUCGGCGCGAGCAUAUGAGAGCACACCCGUCGCGCAGCUUGCAAUGCAAUCUCUGUGGCCGUUCCUCUUCGCGUUUCUCGGCCAUUAUCCAGCACAUGGAAGCGAGCAGCCACUGUAGCGACUUCGGGCGAGUCCGUCAGAUGGUGGAGCAAACGCCAGACAGCGAGAAGUUCUACGACCGCUCGGCUGGGGAGUUUCCUCUUUACUGUAUGGAAUGCUGCAACGUCUAUGCAAACCUCGGCGGACUCGCACGGCAUAUUGAAUGUUCCCCCGACUGUCUCUUUCUCUUGGGUCCUGGGUCUUGCCUUGCCGGCCUGGAGAGGCUUAUCGGCCGACGAGACCCGCACAGAUGA
Penicillium canariense is the source of this 702-nucleotide messenger RNA. RefSeq names its product C2H2 finger domain-containing protein. The transcript is spliced from 2 exons. Lineage: Eukaryota; Fungi; Ascomycota; Eurotiomycetes; Eurotiales; Aspergillaceae. The record is from RefSeq and is a predicted model, not a curated record. Bases 1 to 702 code for a protein of 233 amino acids.